CCAUCUUCGCAUUGUGCGGUCGCUGUCGCGGACGCCGUCAGGUUGACGGCACUGGCGCGAUUGAUCGCGCGCAUACGUCGUACAACGCUUGUGCUCCGUAUACGCGCGUGCGUAUUCACGCACGCGCACACACGUACACGCGUGUUUUUAUCCGGAAUACGUGUAUCACGUUGUGGACGGUCUCUCACGGAUGAACGGGGCCCCUGGCCACCCUACGCGAAUGUAAACAGAGAGUUCUGAAGUUCUCCGUCGCGCCGGAUAUCAUGUGCGACACGGACGAGAUCGGCGGCGCGGCCGCUGAGAGCUCGCGCCGUCCGCUCUGAGCUGAGCGAAGUGAAGUUGCAGCACGCGCGUGUUGGUGUGGUGUGCGCGUUCCUCGACCCGGGUCGGCAGCUAUACAGAGUGGUGUGCGUGCGGGAUUACCGUGAAGUGGGAACGGCAGGCCGACCGUCGGCGACCGUCGCUCCGGGCUCGCCCCGUUGCGUGUACACGUUGCGUCUCUCCUUCCCGUCUUCCUUCUCCCGAGUCUCUCUCUCUCUCUUGCUCGCUCGCUCGCUCGUUCCGUCGAAUCGUCUCUCUCCCUCUCGCACGCCUGGUCGCCUAGGAUAUUCCCGAUACCUGAGACGGGUUCGCGUGUGCGCGAACCGCGUACGGUUCUACGUUGGCUCCGUUGCAAUGAGAGACCUCGACAAGAAACUCGCGGACGGAGCUGUAUCCAGGUGACGGAAAUGCAAAAUGCCUUCAAUCGAUACCCGAUCGAUAAGAGUGCCUGGAGAAAUGGAUCGGUGUCCAUCUCAUAGACGAGACGCUACGUCGAGACAUGCUGGAUGCCGAUCUACGCUGGAUGUGUCCAGCACAUUGGAGUCGUCCCCCACAGUCGCUUGCCACAGUUUUGCAACAUGCUGCGACGUAUUUAAUGCUUCUAAUGACGCCCUGUUCAAAAAGGAUCACGUCACAACGUUAGAAAACGAGCCCAAUAGUGUGGUUUAUCUGUCACAGGACAUUUCAUUAUCUCACAAUGCCCGUUCAACUGAUCUGUGCUUUGCGCAAAAAGAAUUUGCUUGUCCCGCUGUCCCUUGUAAUCAUGGAUGUGAUACAAGUGUAAUGAAUCACCGAAAUCGUCAUAGUUCUACGCGAAAGAGGGACGCGAUGAGAUAUUUUCAUACAGCGGAUGCACUCUCGAUAACGAGAUACUUUCUCGUAUUCAUCAAUCAAAUGUUAGGAUUAAUAACCACCGAUUGGAUAACGAAUUCUUCAUGGAGGAGAUGGCGAACUUAUUUUCUUUUCUUAAUUUGCCUAUUUUGUGUGACGCAAUGUUCAGCCCGCACUUGCUCAGUUGGAUUAAGCACACCGGGAUGGACCUGGCCACAAGGUGAUAUUGUUAUUGAACAUGGUAAACCACUCCAAAUGUUCUGUCUGUUAAAUCAGACGAUCAUGGAACUUGACUAUCCUAAAAAAGAUGCGGAAGAUCUUCGAUUCUUUCGUAACGAUCAAGAACUGGAGUCGGAAUUCGUCACGGUAAUUAAUGAAACUACGAUAGAGCUGUCCAUCAAAACACCACCGCCCUCCGACGACAUGUACAAUUGCAAGUUGCGAAUGAAAGACAACGACUAUAUAGCAGUUUGUCUCAAUAAAGUUGUAGUUGGAUAUCCACCUCAAAAACCCAAACAUUUUGACUGCGUCUCCUAUAAUUGGGAAAGCUUUAAUUGCACAUGGGAGCCAGAACACAAUUUCGUCAAUACAAAGUACGAUUUAAUGUUUCAACUACCUGGAAGGUUAGGGGCAAUGUAUUAUUGUCCGCUUGCGACGACGGCACGGAAUUCAUGCACGUGGGAUAUAUAUUCCGAUCCAAUAUAUAGGCAACCAUAUGCAUUUUAUAUUUUCAUACUGAAAGUAUCUAAUCCUUUUGGAGAACUCAACUUUACAUAUCGUGUCCAGCAUUAUUCUAAUGUUAUUCCGGCUAAACCUUACAACCUUACCUUAAUAAACAAAACAUCGGAGAGUGCACUGUUGCAUUGGGAACUUCCCUUCCCGAUGGCGACAUUUCCAGUUGGUGUUCAUCACAAAAUUAUGUAUCAACAUCAAUGGGAUCAUGAAAAAGAUUGGAAGGUUAUCAAUAUUACGCAUCCUAAGAAUAAAGAACAAUGGCUUUACAAUCUUACCGGAUUAGAGUACGCUAACACAGUAUAUGAUGUUCGCAUUUAUUUAAAAAGCUCAACAGCUGUAAGACCAGAUCGAUGGAGUGAAUUUAGUGUUGUUACAUUUAGAACAUCAUCAAAAUUGCCGAGCGCUGCACCGCGAACUGACAUCGGUAGCUUCGAAAUUGCUGAAAAUAAUGGAAACAGGGACGUAUACUUGUACUGGCAAGCGAUACCGCAGAAUCAAGAAAACGGCGAUAAUUUUAAGUAUCAAAUCAUUCACGUGGAGGAAAAUGGUCAGAAAGUUGCGCUUACGCCAAGUGAAACGACUAGGACAUAUGCCAAAUUGAAGGGAAUCACCCUCAACAGUUACCUGUUCGAGAUCAUCUCAACAAACGAGGUCGGAGCUAACAACAGCCGUGCAAGAAUAUACGUACCAAAUCAGAAAGAAAUUCCACAUGAACCAAUAGCGUUUACGAAAAUCGCUUUCGAGAAUGGAUUAUAUGAAUUAUCUUGGAAACCACCGUUCGAAGAUCAUAACAUUAAGAAUUACACGAUCUUUUGGUGCGACAACGAGCGUGAUCGUCCUUAUCAGUGUACCGGUUAUUUGGACUGGGUGCAUGUUCCUAAAAAUACUAUGAUCUACAAUAUAACUGUACCGAAUCCGUCCAAGGUAUACCAAUUUGCAAUCUCCGUCAAUACUGAGAGAGGUAGCAGCGGCAUGAUAUGGUCGUCGUGCACGGUAAUUCAUAACAAGGUACUCGGCAAAAUGAAGUCUGUUUGGAUUAAUCGCAUUGGAUCGCACUUUAUCGAAGUCGGUUGGAAGCUUGAUUGUUCGGAUCGCAUCGGGAUAAUUGAAGGAUUCAACAUCUACUACUGUCCCAUAGUAUCACCAAUGAAUGUCAACUGUAAUGGUCCUAUGUUUAAUAGUACUAUCAAAGCGGACGCACAUACGAUACAUGGCGUUGUCGAUAAUCUGAAGCCCUACACUACGUAUAUGCUGAGUGUCGCGGUGUUGACGAAGAGUGGUGAGGGUCUGCGUAGUGAUCCCCUGUAUAAUACCACUCUCGAAGCUGCACCCAGCACACCACCGUCAAAUGUUAGAAUCACUGACUUGUCUAACACGACGAUGUUUGUCGCAUGGAAAAAGCCGUCGGCGAUGAACGGUGUACUCAGAUAUUAUGAAGUUUACUACAAUGGUCAAGUCAUUAGAGUGGAUGAUAAAGAUCACAUUAAACUGACCGGUUUGAAGCCGUAUACGAAAUAUUUUAUUAGAGUCUCCGCUUGUACCGUCCAGUGCAGUGAAAAAUCAACGAUGAUAUAUGAAUCCACGAAGAUCGGCGUGCCUGGCAAAAUUAAUAUUCCUUUGGUACGCUUUGUAAACUCCAGCCAAGUAAUCAUUCAGUGGGAGCCACCGCAAGAACCAGCCGGUCCACUAGAGCACAUGUAUUACGAAAUAGAAUACGGAAAUGGCAUGAUCCUGAAUGUCACGAGAACAGAAGUGCAAUUGCCCAUUCCCGACUGCAAGAACGUCGAGCAUCGAGAGCAAAAGCACAAGUUCCGGGUUAGGGCUGUUAACACCAAUCUUAACGGCGACCUUUUGAAAGGAUCCUGGUCUGACUUUGGGGAGGGAAAUUGUUAUAAUAAUGGUUUAUCGUCCGUCGCACUGGUUGUUAUAUGGAUAGUUGGCGUCGUUAGCUUCGCAGCAUGUAUCGUGUGCUUCGUGUACAUGUUUAAGAGAAUGUGGAUAAAAUGUCGAGCGAUGCGAGAUGUCGAAGUAAAACUACCGCCUGGACUUGCUAAUCCAGAUACGCAACCGCUUAAGAAGAGCGAACAACCACACAUACGACAACCGUCCGCCGAUUCGAGCGGUUGUUCGAGCGGCCAAGAGUCUGUUACGUCAUCACUCACGGCGGAAUCCCAGGUUUGCAGUGAUAGUGGCACUGAGGUGGAUGCAAUGCAUACACCGUCCGAUAAACUGAAGAGUCAACCUGUCCGCGAAUUGACACAUCUGCGACAAAGAAGUACUACACGUGUACCAGCCUCGUUAUUAUCAGACGUCACGCCCUGCUGGGAAUCAUAUGUCAAAGUUGGCAAUUCCGGUGAGCCGACUUCUGAAGAGACUAUAUCGUUAGCGCGGUCCACGCCUAAUUUAACAGAUAACACAAUGUCAAAGAGUUACUCGCCAUCGCAACACGCCUGGUCUAGUGCAAACUAUAUCAGCAUGCCGUCCUCUUCAGAGAUGUUAUUGAGCAAUCCGAGCCUUAUACCACGGAAGAACGCUAACAGCGACGAUGGCGACAGCAGCAAAGACAGUGACGACAACAAUGAUGGUAACCAUGGCAGCGAUAGCAACAAUGAUAGCGGCGACGACAGUGGUGAUGCUUUGAUAUCGAUCAAAUUUGAAGAUGAAUUCGAAAAGGAGAAGCAGAAACAAACUAUCGACGAACUGGACAAAAUGCGGUCGAUCAUCGAGUUGAACAAGAAGCUUAUGGCAUCUCACAUUAAUCCCGAGAAGACGACGAUGGCGACGCCAUAUGUUCAAGCAGGUCUAAUAGACGAAAUACCCGAAUCGCCUUCUAGUAUACCUAAACAUAUACAAGCCAGGAACAGCAAUCUGAUGUGUGGCACCUUCAAAGUUAAAGAUAAUCAGAAUUUGUGCAAGAAAGAGUAUAUGUCAUUUCCGCCGACCUUCCCCGCCAGUACCGGCUUGACUUUAGCGAGUCCAAAAUAUAUCUUUGCAUCGAUAAUUCCUGAGGGGAUGACGAUGCCGGUUAUAGAAGCGGAUCAAGAAUCUUUACAGCAGAAAACGUUCCACGAUCCGCACAGUUCUACAACGAGCGGAACUUCGUACAAUCUUACGAGCUCCGCGCACGAAACACAGCCGCAGGAGCAACAAGAGAAAGCGGAGCCACUCGCGAAUAUGACGGAGGACGUCGAUGAGGGUGACAGCAAGGACAACACUGUGCACCCCUCUCCGUCCUGGCCGACGACAGAGGGAAAAGACUUGAACUCUAGUUAUAUCACUAUCGCGAAUUUGUCACCUCCCUCAGCAGGACCGUCGUAUGUGCGACUCGAGAAGAUGCCACUGCCGCAGGCAGCGACAAGUCAAUCGGACGAACAGUACACAGAGGUGACGGUUGUGCCAAGUACAGUUCAGUGAGGUGAGGAGAGAGAUGCACCAUCAUCUCGUUUUUCUCUUUUUCGCGAUGGUGUUCAUUGCCACCUUCGUAGACGGACAAAGUAAGUGCUACACUGUAAGAUCGUGGUAUAUACAGCGGUACAUGCAAGAAACUGAGAUGUUAUACGUUUGAAUGUAAUUGCGACACUCACACGCGAAUCGACUGAGCUGAGCAGCGACCUUUUACAAUCUGGGGGGAGGGGGGGAAUGAGUUCGCUUAUUAAAAUACGAAGAGAUUUAAGAUACUUUCCUCAUGAAAGGGAAUGUUUCAUAUUUGCUUCGAAAAUAAGACUGGGUCUGAGCAAAAAGGAAGAUCAUUGGCUUGAGGUUAAAUAAAUCGUUGGAACUUUACUUCUUAUUAAAAGAGUUUUUCAAUGAGUUCUUACGUUUAAAGACGCUUCCUUAAAUGGCUAUUACUGAGAAAAAGUUUUAUGCGUAUAGCAUCUGUACAAAAAAUAAUAGAAUAUACAGGAAGCGAUUCGCAGAGUCUUUAAGGAGAUUUCU
Molecule: messenger RNA, 5823 nt
Organism: Mycetomoellerius zeteki
Lineage: Eukaryota; Metazoa; Arthropoda; Insecta; Hymenoptera; Formicidae
Gene: dome
Product: cytokine receptor domeless
Exons: 13
Coding region: 736-5301 (1521 amino acids)
Biological process (GO): cytokine-mediated signaling pathway; immunoglobulin mediated immune response
Cellular component (GO): external side of plasma membrane
Molecular function (GO): protein binding; cytokine receptor activity
Source: RefSeq, a predicted model, not a curated record